This is a messenger RNA of Microthlaspi erraticum, 921 nucleotides long. The record is from the annotation of a GenBank genome assembly. Lineage: Eukaryota; Viridiplantae; Streptophyta; Magnoliopsida; Brassicales; Brassicaceae.
AUGGAUCGCCCCAGCUUCGUUAUCCGUCCGGAAGAAGCAGAAUCCGCCGCGGAAAAACUCGGCGUCUCCGUGCUUCAGCUCCUUCCUUUGCUGGUCGAUCCGGCGAAACCCCUCGCUCGGCCUCCAAUCUCCAAAUUCCACGUCGUAGCAGUCGGACUCGGAUCAUCGGGUCGGAUCUUCGUAGGCGUCAAUGUCGAAUUCCCAGGUCUCCCUCUCCACCACUCCAUCCACGCCGAGCAGUUCCUCGUCACCAACCUCACUCUCAACUCCGAGAGACACCUCCGUUACGUUUCCGUCUCCGCCGCUCCUUGUGGCCAUUGCCGCCAAUUCCUUCAGGAAAUCCGCGACGCCCCUGAAAUCAGGAUCCUAAUCACAGAUCCAAACGCCUUCCGCGACGCCGCCGAUGAGGAAAACGAAGGAGACGGAGACGGAAACGGAUUCGUACGCCUGGAGAGCAUCUUGCCGCACAGAUUCGGACCAGACAAUCUCCUCGAGAAAGACAUCCCUCUCCUUCUCGAGCCGCACGAUAACCGUCUCACUCUCUCAGAUCCCGAUAUCCCAAACGGCGGUCACACAGAUUCCGAUACUUAUCCCAACCUGAAGCUCACAGCUCUAUCGGCGGCGAACAGGUCGUAUUCGCCGUAUAGUCGGUGUCCGUCGGGAGUGGCGCUGGUGGAUUGCGAAGGGAAAGUGUACAGAGGAUGGUACAUGGAAUCAGCUGCGUAUAAUCCUAGUAUGGGACCAGUGCAAGCUGCGCUGGUUGAUUUCGUGGCUAAUGGCGGCGGCGGAGGGUUCGAGAGGAUCGUCGGAGCUGUGCUGGUGGAGAAGGAAGAUGCGGUGGUGCGUCAGGAGCACACGGCGAGGAUGCUUUUACAGGUUAUAUCCCCGAGAUGCGAUUUGAAGGUCUGCCAUUGCUAUUGA